CCUCAGAGGCACCUGAUCUCUUUCGAUCUCAUUACCUCUUUAACAUCCUCCUGAAGACUUGGUUCUCCUCAGAGACAAUUCCACCCUGGAAGCACUGCACCUUAAAGGACUUGUGAAGCCAGACGAUGCCCACAGACCUGGGGCAGGCCCUUGGCCUUCUGCCUUCACUGGCAAAGGCUGAGGAUGCCUCACUCUCUGGACCAGACAUUGCCUGUCAAGGAGAACUCUCCAGCCCCGAGACUGCACGCCAGCUUUUUAGGCAGUUUCGUUACCAGGUGAGGUCUGGACCCCAGGAGACCCUGAGACAACUUCGGAAGCUCUGUUUCCAGUGGCUGCGGCCAGAAGUUCACACCAAGGAGCAGAUCCUAGAGCUCCUCAUGUUGGAGCAGUUUCUGACCAUUCUCCCUGGGGAGAUCCAGACGUGGGUACGGAAACAGCACCCAGGUAGUGGGGAAGAGGCAGUGACCCUUGUGGAGAGCUUGAAGGGAGAUCCCCAGAGACUGUGGCAGUGGAUCAGCAUCCAAGUUCUGGGGCAGGAUGUCCUAUCAGAGAAGAACGACUCUCCACACUGGGAAGUGGAGCCCCAGGAGUUGGGGCUUCACAAUCUGCCCUCAGGGCCUGGGGAACUGCUGCACCACAACGUGAAGGAGGAAUUGGACACAGAGCCAGAAUUAGCUCUGGCUGCUUCCCAGCUUCCUGCCAGACCUGAGGAAAGGCUGGGAGACCAGGACUUUGGAACAGCACUUCUCCCAGGAGCACCACAGGAGCAGUGGAAAAACCUGGAUUCCACUCAAAAGGAGCAGUACUGGGAUCUCAUGCUGGAGACCUAUGGGAAAAUGGUCUCAGGAGGUGAGGGCGUGGGUCAGCUUGAUAGAAAGACUGGAAAAUUGUUAAGUAUUUUCUGUGCAUUCAUAGAGGCAACUUCAGGUUCUGUGGAUGAAGGACAUCAUCAGACACACAGUUGGGAACUGGGGCCAGUUAGAGAUAACAGAGUUAUAAUGGAACUUCCUCAUGUUGAGAAUAUUCUGUUUGCUGGGAACUGUUGUGAGUUUUCUGCAUGUAAGUUUGUGCAUGAUCGGAGGAGAGGUGUUGUGGGGGAAGAGGGGGUGGUGUGUCGUGGUCGGUGUGUGGUGGGGCUGAGGGAGGUGUGGCACACGUCAGCUGUAUUCGAAUUUGGAGAUGAUGAUUGUGUCGCCGAGAGAGUCCCCGUUGCAGGUGUCGAGCAUUCAUUGAGCCAUGUCACACCUUUCUUUCUCCUUUCAGGAGAUAGACAAGAGAAUGACAAAGAGAACCUAAACUUGGAAAACCACAAGGACCAGGAAGCUCUAGAUGCCUCCUGUCAAGCCUUAGGAGAGGCACCUCCUCAGAGUUCUUUGAGGGGCUUCUUCAUUGAGGAUGAACCAGGAUGCUUUGGAGAAGGAGAGAAUCUCCCUGAGUCUCUGGAAAGCCUUCAUGGUGAGGGGCCAGGGGGACAGCUCUCCUCUCAUGAAAGGAGUUCUGGGAAACAAUUAGGUCAGUACAUGCCUGCUCCUCUUCCAGGUGAGCUGUCAGCCUUGUGGCUUGAGGAGAAGAGAGAGGCCUCUCAGAAGGGACAGCUGAGAGCCCCCAUGGCCCAGAAACUCCCCACCUGCAGGGAGUGUGGGAAGACCUUUUACAGGAAUUCACAGCUUGUUUUUCACCAAAGAACUCAUACCGGAGAGACAUACUUUCAGUGCCCCAUCUGCAAAAAGGCCUUUCUGCGGAGCUCAGACUUUGUGAAACAUCAGAGAACUCACACAGGAGAGAAGCCCUGUAAAUGUGAUUACUGUGGGAAAGGCUUUAGUGACUUCUCAGGAUUGCGCCACCAUGAGAAAAUUCACACAGGAGAGAAACCCUAUAAAUGUCCCAUCUGUGAGAAAAGCUUUAUUCAGAGGUCAAACUUUAAUAGACAUCAAAGGGUUCACACAGGAGAGAAACCUUAUAAAUGUUCCCACUGUGGCAAAAGUUUCAGCUGGAGCUCGAGCCUUGACAAACAUCAGAGGUCUCAUUUAGGAAAGAGGCCCUUUCAGUAGUCACGCUCUCAACCCUGUUUGUGCUCUGUGCGUUUAAAACACAUUCAGCUCCACCUGAGGAGCUGUAUCCCUGGGAGGAUAGCAGGGGGAGAACCUGGACAUGAUUCUGAACUUGGGAGAUAUAUUGGCCUCUGGGUUGGAUUUUAUCAAGGAUUAGUUUCUUCUGCACCACGAGAAAGAAUAGUCUUUAUGUUUCAGCUCAUCUUUUCUUUUGUACCCUUUAGGGAAAAGGUCUCACUUAGAGAUUGGUUUUAGAAAUGCUUCCUGGGGAGUGUUUAAUUGGAGUGGCUGCUCACCAGGGAACCUGGAGUCAGCCCUUUAGAGCAGGUCUUCUUUUACAGAAGGGGAGAAAUGAGGGCCCAGGAAUGCAUUUGUGUUUUUUGGUCAUAUAGGUGAAAAAUUACCUUUAAGUAUUCCUUGUUUGAAAUAAACUGAGUCGGGUCACUUCCUAGCUUAUCUGUGUCUGACAUAUUCACUGUGUGUUGACUCUAACUUAAAGCACAUUGUUUUCAUAGAGGAUCCUGCAUGGUAGUUGAGUCCCAAGAUCAGCUCGUAGAAACCUAUCAAGUCUGUGAUGUAACAGAACAGUGAUAGGGAAGUGCUGCCUAAUGCUCAGAUGGUGAGAGUGUGGCCAGUGCAGGGCACACCUUCAUCUCAGGUAAGUUUGUCUUUGGUAUCCCUGUUUUGAGCCUCCCUGCCACUUGAUCACAUGCUUCAAGCUUCCUUUCCUUCUCCUGGCAUCCUACUUGGGCUAUCAUUUUGCCAAAGUACUUUAUGUUUUAAAAUCAUCCUUAUAUCUUAUUGUGCCAGUAGGUGUUAGGAAGAAAUCAGUAAUAUUGAUCUAGUUUUUAAUAUUGUCUAGAGGUUUAUAAACAUAUAAAGCUACCUGUCCAAUUGUCCUUGUCUUCAAAAGUUGCAUGCUUCAGUUUCCUGCUCUCAUGUAGCGGGAUUUCCAUCUGUAACAAUCUUGGUCCUCUUGCUUGAUCUUUUUUCUGUUUGUUUGUUUUCUUAUGGUGCUGGGGAUCAAAUCCAGGCCUUAUGCAAGGUAGCUUCACCAUGAGCACUUCUUCACUAACCUACACAUCCUCCACCCCACUGGGUCUAAUUGUGCUGUUGUAGGGGAGGGUCAGGAAUGGUGAUAUUCCUGAGAAGGGCAGAGCUAUUUCUCUGAAAAUGGAUUAACCAACAAACUGGGGACUACAAGAAGUUGCAAAAUGGUAGGAAGUACUAGUUGAUGAGAGGGAACUCAAACUGGAGUUCCUGGACUCCAGGAGGCAUUCGUUAGAUGGUGUAAAGAUGAGGAGUAAAACCACACAUGAGGGGACGUGGAAUGCACUUAAGGGAAGAAAGCAGAAAAUCAUGGCAGGAUUUGGUAUUAGAUUCUGUAUUCUGUAGAGCAGGGUGAUAGGAUUGGGUGUGUAAGUUGGGUUCUCAAAGUAGCCUCCAAACCAGCAGCCAUGGCAUUUUGUUAAAACAUUUAAUGAGUCAGAAAUUCUUCAGGGUGGAACUCAGCAAUUUUUGUUUUAACAAGCUCUCCAAGGGAUUCUGAUGCUUGCUGUAGUUUAAGAACCACUGAUCUAAAUAGUAAUUGACCCAAAAAUUAAGUCUUUGCAAGAAUAGGAGAAACUAA
Castor canadensis (American beaver) is the source of this 3681-nucleotide messenger RNA. Lineage: Eukaryota; Metazoa; Chordata; Mammalia; Rodentia; Castoridae. The record is from RefSeq and is a predicted model, not a curated record.